AAGCCACUCAUAGCUUCUAUAGCGACGGGAGUUAUUCUAUGGUUUGUUCCUGCACCAAAUGGGGUCUCGCGCAUCGCGUGGCAAUUGCUCUCUAUCUUCUUGGCCACCAUAGUGGGAAUCAUCACUCAGCCACUGCCGUUGGGUGCCGUAGCGUUGAUGGGUCUCGGCGCAUGUGUUUUGACAAAAACGCUUACGUUCGCCGCGGCGUUUUCAGCUUUUGGGGACCCAAUCCCGUGGCUGAUCGCUUUAGCAUUCUUUUUCGCUCGAGGGUUUAUCAAGACUGGAUUGGGGAACAGAAUUGCGUAUCAAUUUGUGUCUUUGUUUGGGAGCUCGUCUUUGGGAUUGGGAUACAGUUUGGUUUUCAGUGAAGCCCUUUUAGCACCUGCGAUUCCCUCGGUUUCUGCCAGAGCUGGUGGGAUUUUCUUGCCACUGGUGAAAUCACUAUGUGUGGCUUGUGGUAGUAAUGCAGGUGAUGGGACUGAGAACAAAUUAGGUUCUUGGUUAAUGCUGACCUGCUUCCAAACAUCUGUGAUCUCGUCUUCUAUGUUCUUGACGGCUAUGGCUGCAAAUCCUUUGGCUGCUAACUUAACUGCAAGUACUAUAAAUAUGCCCAUUGGGUGGAUGGACUGGGCUAAGGCAGCAAUUGUGCCAGGAUUGGUGUCGUUAAUUGUCGUACCAUUGCUGUUAUAUAUAAUCUAUCCACCAACGGUCAAGAGCAGCCCUGAUGCCCCCAAGCUUGCUAAGGAGAAGUUGGAGAAGAUGGGGCCUAUGUCAAAGAAUGAGAUCAUCAUGGCCGGAACUCUGCUUCUCACGGUAGGGCUCUGGAUUUUUGGGAGUGUCCUGAACGUUGAUGCGGUUACUGCUGCAAUUCUUGGACUAUCCGUCCUCCUUGUAACUGGGGUCGUCACAUGGAAGGAAUGCCUAGCUGAAGCCGUUGCCUGGGACACUCUCACUUGGUUUGCUGCACUCAUUGCAAUGGCUGGAUAUCUAAACAAAUAUGGUCUUAUUUCUUGGUUCAGCCAAACUGUUGUUAAGUUUGUUGGUGGAUUGGGUCUUUCAUGGCAGCUGUCAUUCGGCAUUCUAGUCCUCCUCUACUUCUAUUCCCACUACUUCUUUGCCAGCGGAGCUGCUCAUAUCGGUGCCAUGUUCACAGCAUUCUUGUCCGUAGCCAGUGCUCUCGGCACUCCACCAUACCUUGGCGCUGUCGUUCUCUCCUUCCUCUCCAAUCUAAUGGGCGGCAUUACUCAUUACGGUAUAGGAUCAGCACCCGUCUUCUAUGGAGCUGGUUAUGUCCCACUCGCCAAAUGGUGGGGCUAUGGGUUCUUGAUCUCGAUCGUCAAUCUUGUAAUUUGGCUUGGAGUUGGAGGUGUCUGGUGGAAGGCCAUCGGCUUGUGGUAG
Messenger RNA from Sesamum indicum (sesame), 1398 nucleotides. RefSeq names its product dicarboxylate transporter 1 (gene DIT1). Gene Ontology annotation, cellular component: membrane. Gene Ontology annotation, biological process: transmembrane transport. Gene Ontology annotation, molecular function: transmembrane transporter activity. NCBI's taxonomy places the organism in Eukaryota, Viridiplantae, Streptophyta, Magnoliopsida, Lamiales, Pedaliaceae. The record is from RefSeq and is a predicted model, not a curated record.